This is a messenger RNA of Periophthalmus magnuspinnatus, 1519 nucleotides long. RefSeq names its product DnaJ (Hsp40) homolog, subfamily C, member 4 (gene dnajc4). The coding region runs from base 324 to 1043 and encodes 239 amino acids. The transcript has 8 exons. The record is from RefSeq and is a predicted model, not a curated record. NCBI's taxonomy places the organism in Eukaryota, Metazoa, Chordata, Actinopteri, Gobiiformes, Gobiidae.
UGAACCUGUGGCUAACUUGGCACUGUAAGAUUUAUGCAACAUUCGCAGUUCUGCUCCUAACUCUUAUGAAACUAAACUGCUGCGUCCUACAGCCAUGACGCUUUGAGCUUCCUCUGCCUGGUGCCAUUCCCCCUCUGUCUGGUGCCAUUCCCCCUCUGCCUGGUGCCAUUCCCCCUCUGCCUGGUGCCAUUCCUCCUCUGCCUGUUAACCUCUCCCUCUGCCUGGUACCCUCUGCCUGCAGGGUCGUGCCAUGAGGUGAGGCCAGUGUGAAGGCAUCAUCAUUUUCAUCACUAAACACACAAGGCUGUCCCCAGUUCUCCAUAAUGCAGUUAGAGGCCCAGCUCCGCUUAUGUCAGACCUGUCUGUGGUGCUACAAGGGUGGCAUACGAUUGUUAUCUCAGAGUCGCAUACACAGAAAAUCUCUAAACCAUUAUGAACUUUUGGGAGUCAAAUCAGAUGCAACCUUGGAGGAAAUAAAAAAUGCUUUUUUUGACAUAUCUAAAAAGGUGCAUCCAGACAGGGACCCCUCUAAUCCAGAGCUCCACAGCCAGUUUGUGAAGCUAAACGAGGCCUACAGAAUUCUGAGCAAAGAUAAAAGCCGAAAAGAGUAUGACCUAAAGCUUAGACAUCCAUACAAUGCUCAUCAGACUUAUGGAUCUGACUUUAAAUACACACAUCCUGGAAACAAAUUCAGUUCAGAGGCAAAUGAAAAUCAACGUUAUUGGGAACAGUUUCGUCAGUCUAAUGCGCAUAACAUGUCAACAGAAGCAUGGCAGAAGAGGAGGACCCAAAACCUGCGUGUGCUAGGUUAUUGCAUUAUUGCAAUGGUGUUGAGUGUUGGGGUUCAUUACCUCCUAUUCAGAAAAUUGGAGGAAAUCCAUACUAAUUAUAUGGAUGAGAAGGACAGAGUUAUAACUGCAAUUUACAAUGAAGCAAAAGAACGAGCCAGGGUCAACAGCUUUGAAAAGCAGAGAGAAAUUCUCAGCCAGAAGCAUGCUGAGUUUUUAGAGAAAUAUAGAAUGCGUCGUGGUGGAGACGAAUAGUAAGGGUCCAUGACACAGGUGUUUUAUGACAAUAAAGGAAAUGGGGGGUUGGUUGAAUUGUGCCCCAGUUGUGUAGUGGACUGGUGUUUACUUUCUUUACUUUAAAGAUUUACUUGCCCGUUGGCUUUAUUGGAACGGGCAUGUGUAAAUGUAAAUGGAGUAAAGAGUAGGGAGAGACAUUUAGCAAAAUCACGGUUGUGAAUCAGUCUCACAACACUGAGGCUACCAUGUGUGCCUAAAUCUCCAAGCAUAUGCUGGUGGGGAUUUUAACUCUCAUUGGAGGAUAAAAGUUAUUUAUAUUAUAAACGGCAAGGCUGGGUUUGGCUUUUUCUGAUCUUCAUUGGCUUUGUUGUUAGUGACUCGGCGCAAGAUUGUAAAUAUAUAACAGUGUUGUGUUGUUCAGAGCAAGUAUUUAUACUGUUGCCUUUCUGACUUUGGAUUUAAUAAUCAAACAAAUAAAACGGUUGACACCUAUU